UUCCUUUUUGUCUGGUGGUAAACAAUCGGUUUUGAUGCAUUGAAUACUUUAAAAGGGUGUCUUUUUCAGCGAACGCAGGUGUAGGCUGCCAUAGAGGACUACCGCAAGUCUCGUGUCUUGGUGUGAGCAGAUUAUUCAAAUAGGGCGCACACGGAGUUAGGUUUGGAGGCUAUAGCGCAGAACACAGAGUUGAACCACAGCAAGGCAAGGAGCCAACGUCAUACAAGAACUUCUGUCAUCGUCAGUCGCUCUGUGGAGUGUGGAGGUACAGAUAGGAAGACAGUCUACUCAUGAUCCAGCCUCCGGGCAGCAAGAAGACUGCCAACCUGGGCUACCCGUGGUCCCCAAUCGGUUUUGGGUGCUUUUUAAUCUGCUGCUGUGAGGCUGUUGAAGAAAUAAUUUAGUUUUGGACUGUCCACAAUGCUGAGCGCUGUCAAAAUGGAAGGACACGACCAUUCAGACUGGAGCGCAUACUACACAGAGCCUGAGUGCUACACCACAGUUGGAAACAUGAACUCCGGACUUGGAAUGAACUCAAUGAGCACCUACAUGAGCAUGCCUGGAAUGACUUCGACAGGCAACAUGACAGCCAGCCCUAUGAAUAUGUCAUACGUGAACACGGGUGUGAACCACUCAAUGGCUGGGAUGUCACCGGGCUCUGGGGCCAUGCAUGGCAUGGGAGCUGGGAUGGCGGGGAUGAGUGCCGCUCUCAACCCAAGCAUGAGCCCAAUAAAUGCACAACCUUCGUCAAUGAAUGCCCUGACUACCUACAGCAACAUGAGCGUUAUGAGCCCCAUGUAUGGACAGUCCAACAUAAGGUCGAGGGACCCGAAAACAUACCGUAGAAGCUAUACACAUGCCAAACCCCCAUAUUCCUAUAUUUCUCUUAUUACGAUGGCCAUCCAGCAGUCAACCACAAAGAUGCUCACCUUGAGUGAGAUAUACCAGUGGAUCAUGGACCUGUUCCCUUUUUAUAGACAAAACCAGCAACGCUGGCAGAACUCUAUACGCCAUUCACUGUCAUUUAAUGACUGUUUCCUCAAAGUUCCCAGGUCGCCAGACAAGCCAGGAAAAGGCUCUUUCUGGACGCUUCACCCGGACUCAGGGAAUAUGUUCGAAAACGGCUGCUAUCUUCGAAGGCAGAAGCGUUUCAAGUGCGAGAAAUUACUAGAGUCUGGAGGGAAGGCGUCCGAGGGCGGAUCUAACAGCAGCUCGGAAAGCUGCAACGGCAACGAGUCACCGAACCCAACUCCUGCUGUCAAAGAGGUUAAAAAACCAGAGUCGAAACUCAGACAAGCAAUGAGCCCUGUGCGCGCACCCUCUCCUCUUCCUCAGACACAUCAUCUUUUGCCUCAGCAUCAUUCGGUGCUCGUGCAUGAGGGGCACCUGAAACCCGAGCACCACUAUUCCUUCAACCACCCUUUCUCCAUAAACAAUCUCAUGUCGUCGGAGCAGCAGCAUCACCAUCAUCAUCACAAAAUGGACUUAAAAACAUAUGAACAGGUGAUGCAGUACGGCUAUGGCUCACCUAUGACAGGGCCACUGUCAAUGGGCUCAAUGUCUAAAACGGGCAUUGAUGUUUCGACACCUACAGACACAUCAUACUACCAAGGUGUGUAUUCUAGGCCAAUUAUGAACUCCUCUUGAAUCUUUCUACAAUGUACAUUUCUGCCAACUAACAAUUUGUACAUAUAUCUGGGAUACGAAAGGCAACCCAUUGGACCAUUCCGACGACGAAAAUGGCCCACGAUUCCUACCUUUUCUGAAGGAUUUAGCCUAUAGCUUUCUAAGCUAAUUAAUAUUUGUAAAACUUGAUGCUCGAUGCCAAUAUUCGUUGUGUUACCUAUCGAUUAUUUUAUGUGUAACUUUGUACUCAUGUAGCAAACGAAAAAAUAUAUAUUAAAGUAUGUCUUGAUUGUU
This is a messenger RNA of Hypomesus transpacificus, 1920 nucleotides long. RefSeq names its product forkhead box protein A2-like. Lineage: Eukaryota; Metazoa; Chordata; Actinopteri; Osmeriformes; Osmeridae. The transcript is spliced from 2 exons. Gene Ontology annotation, biological process: cell differentiation; regulation of transcription by RNA polymerase II; anatomical structure morphogenesis. Gene Ontology annotation, molecular function: RNA polymerase II cis-regulatory region sequence-specific DNA binding; transcription factor binding; protein domain specific binding. The coding region runs from base 421 to 1647 and encodes 408 amino acids. The record is from RefSeq and is a predicted model, not a curated record.